UACUCACGAAAACAAACGUGUUUUCGCAUUGUAUUUAAAUUUUUAAAGUUUCAUAUUCUAGAUUCUAAGAUUAAAUUUAUUUAACCACACAUUAUUAUUUAUGAUCCUCUGGAAAUUUUAACUUAAUCCGUUGUUUUUUUCUCAAACAGAUAAUGCGAGUUACAGCAUAGAACAACGUAUGUAUGUGCAACGAUUCUCAACCCGAGCAGCUUCAGUACUUUUUUGUAUUUGAAAGUAUAAGCAUCACACAGGUCAUUUUAAAAUGACUGAAAAAAAUUCUAUUUUGAGAUUUUACAAACAGCCAGGUUGUACCCCAGCCAAGAAAAAAGAGAUUUUGGCCAAUCUGCAACUGGUUUGCAAUGCCGUACAGGAUGUUGAAACAGAGCUUUGUUAUCAUGUGGAAAUAGAAAAGUCUGUGACCCAAUCUGAGAUUAAAACAUUAGAAUGGGUACUGGCAGAUCCAUUGAGUCCUGUCAAUCUCCGUUCUAAAGAAUUCCUCACUUCUUCAAGUAAAGAUAUUCUUAUAGAGGUAGGUCCUAGAUUUAAUUUUUCUACAGCUAACUCGACCAAUGCUGUAUCAAUUUGUCAAAACUUGGGGUUGAAGCAAGUUGUAAGACUGGAAGUGUCUCGGAGAUAUUUAAUCAAACUUUUACCAAAUGCUAUAAUGUCUAAAGAAUUGGAGCUUAGUUUAGUUGGGGCAUUACAUGAUCGGAUGACUGAAUGCCGCUAUACUAAAGAAAACCUUCCAAACAAUAGCUUUAAUGAAAAAUUAGAGAAAAGGGAGAAUAUUAAAGAAGUGGAUGUGUUAAAGAAAGGUGCAGAAGCACUAAAAGAGAUUGAUAAGGAAAUGGGGUUGGCCUUUGAUGAAGCAGACUUAGCAUACUAUACAAACCUCUUUAAAAAUGUUCUGAAAAGAAAUCCCACUAAUAUUGAAUGUUUUGAUCUUGCUCAAUCAAAUAGUGAACACAGCCGUCACUGGUUCUUUAAAGGAAAAAUGGUAGUUGAUGGAGUUGAAUAUGAGGAAUCUUUGAUUGAUAUGAUAAUUGAGACCCAGAAGCAUACAAACCCUAACAAUGUUAUUAAAUUUAGUGAUAAUAGCAGUGCCAUAAGAGGCUACAUACACCGUAGUCUCAGACCAGCAAACGCAGGAGCAGUAAGCGAACUUAGGCAAGUUCCAUCAGAAUCCCACCUUAUAUUUACAGCAGAGACUCACAAUUUUCCCACCGGUGUGGCACCUUUCAGUGGUGCUACUACCGGAACUGGAGGACGAAUCCGAGAUGUUCAAAGUGUUGGUAGGGGUGGAUAUUGUAUUGCGGGAACUGCCGGAUACUCUGUUGGUAACUUACGUAUUCCUGGCUACAAGUUACCAUGGGAAGACGAAACAUUCCAAUAUCCAUCUAAUUUCGCUCCUCCACUGGAAAUCCUGGUGGAAGCUAGUAAUGGUGCAUCAGAUUACGGAAAUAAAUUUGGUGAACCACUUAUUAGUGGUUUUGUGAGAUCUUACGGUCUUCACGAUGGAAAUGAUAGAAGAGAAUGGAUAAAGCCAAUUAUGUUUAGUGGAGGUAUUGGUAGUAUGGAAGCUGACAUGACUGAAAAGUUGUCCCCGGAAAAAGGACACCAAAUCGUCAAAAUUGGAGGUCCAGUGUACAGAAUUGGUGUUGGAGGUGGAGCUGCCAGUUCUGUUGAGGUGCAAGGCGAUAACAAAGAAGAACUUGAUUUUAAUGCUGUGCAGAGAGGUGACGCUGAAAUGGAAAACAAAUUAAACAGAGUAGUGCGAGCAUGCCUUGAGCUUGGAAAGAAGAAUCCAAUCAUCAGUAUUCACGAUCAGGGCGCUGGGGGCAACGGAAAUGUUCUAAAAGAACUCGUUGAACCAAAAGGAGGAAUAAUUUACGCCAAUAGGUUCGAACUCGGAGAUCCCACAAUUAAUUUACUGGAACUAUGGGGAGCUGAAUAUCAAGAGAAUAAUGCUUUGUUAUGUAAGAAGGAGGAUUUGGAUCUGUUAAAAUCUAUUUGUAACAGGGAAAGGUGUCCCAUUAAUGUAGUUGGUGAAGUAACAGAUACAGGCUCGGUAGAACUAGCUCUCGAUGAGUCUAAAUCAGUUGUGCCAUUCAAUCUUAAAUUGGAUCACGUAUUGGGUAAAAUGCCAAGAAAAGUGUUUAAACUUGAGAGAAAAACGCCGAUUCUACAACCGUUAAAACUGCCUCCGGCUACGUCUAUAUUCCAAUGUUUAGAAAGAGUCCUAAGGUUGCCUUCUGUUGCCAGUAAGAGAUAUCUUACAAAUAAAGUCGAUCGAUGUGUUACCGGUUUGAUAGCACAACAACAAUGUGUUGGUCCUUUACAUACUCCUUUAGCAGACGUAGCAGUUACUGCUAUAUCCCAUUUUGGAUACGAAGGUAUCGCGUCUUCGAUUGGAGAGCAGCCAAUCAAAGGUUUAGUUAAUAUUGCAGCCGGUGCUAGAAUGUCCGUGGUGGAAGCAAUCAGUAACUUAGUAUUUGCCGGAAUCUCCGAUCUGAAAGACGUAAAAUGCAGUGGAAACUGGAUGUGGGCCGCCAAAUUGCCGGGAGAGGGUGCUGCCUUAUAUGAUGCCUGCAAAGCUAUGUGUAGUUUAAUGUCAGAACUAGGUAUUGCUGUUGAUGGUGGAAAAGAUUCCUUAAGUAUGGCGGCUAGAGUAGGAAAGGAUACAGUUAAAGCUCCUGGUACAUUAGUAGUUUCUACGUAUGCUCCGUGCCCAGAUAUUAGAAAGGUGGUCACUCCCGACUUCAAAGCUCCCUCUAUGGGGAAAGAAGGUGUAUUACUUUUCAUUGAUUUAUCACACGAUGCUAAUCGCUUAGCCGGUACCGCAUUGGCGCAGUGCUUUGGACAACUUGGCAACGAAGUGUCCGAUUUGCACUCCGCAAAAGAUCUGAAAAACGCUUUUGCAGCCACCCAAGAACUAAUUAAAGACGGUGCUAUUCUGGCCGGACAUGACAUCAGCGAUGGCGGAUUAAUAGUGACGCUCUUGGAAAUGUGCUUCGCCGGGUUAUGUGGAAUGGAAAUCAAUGUAACGCAUAGACAAGGCAAGGCUAUUCCGAUCCUUUUCUCCGAAGAAGUGGGAUGGGUAUUGGAAGUUUUGGAAAAAGAUGUUGGACAUUGUUUAACAGUAUUUCAAGGUUUCCAAGUUCCAGUAUUUACCAUAGGUAAAAGUGUGGAAUAUGGUGUAAAAUCUAAGAUUAACAUAACAGUUAAUAAUGCCCAACUUGAAAGUACCGUUUUACCAUUAAUGCGCAUGUGGGAAGAAACCAGUUACAAGUUGGAGUUGAGGCAAACCAUCAAGGAAUGUGCAGACUCGGAAUUCCAAUCUUUGCCGACUAGAACUGGUCCUAAAUAUAAGCUUACAUUCGAUCCCGAUUUUGAAAAUAUUUUGAAAGAGGAGAAAAUUCCAGUUGCUGUCAUCAGAGAAGAAGGUAUUAAUAGUGACAGAGAGAUGGCUGCGGCUUUAGUGAGAGUAGGAUUUAAAGUAACGGAUAUUACAAUGCAAGAUCUCUUAACUGAAAAAGCCACACUGGAUAGAUUUAGGGGAGUUAUCUUUCCUGGAGGUUUUAGUUAUGCAGAUGUUCUUGGUUCUGCCAAAGGUUGGGCAGCCAGUAUUCUCUUUCACGACAAGGUCAAAGAACAAUUCACGCGAUUUUUCAACAGGCCAGACACGUUCAGUUUAGGAGUGUGUAACGGUUGUCAAUUGAUGGCACUGAUUGGCUGGGUGGGUUCACCUCUGAAAAGUGAGUAUGCCAUUCCGGAUAUUACUUUGGAGCAUAAUAAGUCCGAGAGGUUCGAGUGCAGAUGGAGUACUGUAAGGAUAGAAACUUCCGAAGCCAUCAUGUUAAAGGGAAUGGAAGGAUCAGUGUUAGGAGUUUGGGUGGCCCAUGGCGAAGGUCGAUUUGCGUUCAAAAACGAUACUGUCUACGAGAACUUAGUACAGAAUAAUCUCGUCGCUUUGCGAUAUGUUGACGAUAACAGUAACCCAACUGAAGUUUAUCCCAUGAACCCUAAUGGAAGUAUUGAAGGUCUUGCAGGUGUUUGUUCCGCUAAUGGAAGACACCUGGCAAUUAUGCCUCAUCCAGAAAGGUGUGCCCAAUCAUUCCAAUGGCCUUACAUGCCAAGAGACUGGAUCCAUCAUCAAAAGAGUCCUUGGGAGAAAAUGUUUAAGAACGCAUACGAUUGGUGCCUUAGUAACAAGUUCAAUGUAGUCUAUUAUUAAAACAAGUGCCGUAAUACUCGUAAGUUAAAAUUUCCUUCAAACGCAAAACUAAAAUAAUAAAACUUUAUAUUGUUAUUGCAAUGAAAUUGUUUAAACGUUUCUAUAACAUUUUCUAUUGUAUACAGAAAUGUGCAUUUAUAAUAUUGCAACAAAGUGCCUUAAUUGUUGUUAAUUCAUUCUUUAUAUUUUUGUUACCUACCUUUAUAAAUGCAAUAGAAUUUACAAAUCCUUAGUUUUUUUAUUAUAUAUAGAUUUUGUAUUA
Messenger RNA from Anthonomus grandis grandis, 4496 nucleotides. RefSeq names its product phosphoribosylformylglycinamidine synthase. Gene Ontology annotation, molecular function: phosphoribosylformylglycinamidine synthase activity. Lineage: Eukaryota; Metazoa; Arthropoda; Insecta; Coleoptera; Curculionidae. The transcript has 18 exons. Gene Ontology annotation, biological process: 'de novo' IMP biosynthetic process. The record is from RefSeq and is a predicted model, not a curated record. Bases 263 to 4234 code for a protein of 1323 amino acids.